This is a messenger RNA of Haliotis rufescens (red abalone), 4379 nucleotides long. RefSeq names its product phospholipase ABHD3-like. Lineage: Eukaryota; Metazoa; Mollusca; Gastropoda; Lepetellida; Haliotidae. The record is from RefSeq and is a predicted model, not a curated record. Bases 25 to 1221 code for a protein of 398 amino acids. Gene Ontology annotation, molecular function: acetylesterase activity; monoacylglycerol lipase activity. The transcript is spliced from 10 exons. Gene Ontology annotation, biological process: medium-chain fatty acid biosynthetic process; medium-chain fatty acid catabolic process.
UGCCGAGAGAAUUUAACAGGGGUUAUGACUGUCGGACAGGUCGGAAGCACUAAAGCCUGUAAAAUGCUUACUAUCUUUCGUGAUAACCCGUCUGCUUCACUCCUGGCAGCUUGUGGAGGAGUUUAUUUCGUCUACUACAUCUCUCGAAUUGUCAAGAAGCCGAUAAUAGCUUGCCAGGAUCAACGGCUUUUGAAGUUUUUGAAGAAUCAUUGCCCGGUUAUAGCUGAGAAGUACUGGCCAACAUGGUGGUGUUCAGAGUCCAGGCUUCAGACCAUCUUCCGUGCCAUCCUCCAGUCCUCACCCCCUCUCGCAUACAACAGUGAGAUCAUUGACACCCCCGAUGGAGGACAGAUCAAGCUGGACUGGGCUGAGAACACUGGGGACCAUCGCUAUGACGACAACCUCCGACCUACCGUCCUCAUUCUGCCUGGACUUACAGGAUGCAGCAAUGAACCAUAUAUCCUCCACAUGGUGCAUGAUGCCAUCGACCUUGGCUACAGGUGUGUUGUGUUCAAUAACAGAGGCAAUGGCGGCGCACAGCUACUGACCCCCCGGACGUACUGCGCCGCCGACACGGAGGACUUGGAGCUGGUGGUCAGCCAUAUCAAGGCCACACGGCCUGACGCCCCCGUCAUGGGGGUCGGGAUCUCGCUGGGCGGCAUGAUACUUUUCAACUACCUGGCCAAGCUGGGGAAGGAUGCCCGCCUGAUCGCCGGGAUGUGUGUGUCGGUCGCCUGGAACGUGUUCGAGUCCACACUGUCACUGGAGCAGCCUCUCAACUGUUUCCUGUUCAACAAGCGCCUCGCAAGACUCCUUACUGACACUGUCAAGAAGAACGUGAAGCUGUUUGAGAAACACUACGACAUGGAGCACGUCCUGAAGAGCAACACUAUCCGAGACUUUGACGAGCGCUUCACGGCCAAGGUGUUUGGGUUCAAGUCCGUGGAUGAUUACUACAAGCAAGCCUCCCUCCAUGACAAAGUCCACGCCCUCAAAGUUCCCGUCCUCUGUCUUAGCGCUGCUGAUGAUCCAUUUGCUCCUUUUCACACUAUUCCACUGAAGGAUGCUGAGAAAAAUGACAACAUUGCAAUCGUUGUUCCAUCCUGUGGUGGCCAUAUUGGAUUUCUAGAGGGCUGGUUCCCUCGCCACAAGACCUAUAUGUACCGCUGGUUCGCUCAGUUCGUGGAUGCUGUCUUCAAACACGGUGUAAAGAAUGAAUAGAUGCAGUCAGCAAGUAGAUGUUUGAAGAGAACACAGGUCAUUAAAACAAGGAAUUGGUAACACGGUGUCAAUAAAACGUACUUAUCUUUGUUAAACAUGUCUACCAUUUUUAGAUCAUGUUUUUCACUGAUUUGUUACAAUAAGGGACCUAUCCACAGGUAUUUAAUAAGAAACAAACUUACUGACAUUUCAUGGAUUUUUUUCACAUUGUAAUGUUAACAUGGUUAAGCAUUGAUAUCAUAUUUCCGAAGUCCAUAAACAAACAAAAAAUGUUUUGAAGGAGUACAUCUUGCAAUUUAAGAUUUUCAUUAAAUUGAAGAUGUUGACAGGACAUUACAAUAUAUGGCAGAGGUGAACCAGGUUUUUGCUAUUAGCAAUUCGCAGUCGUUUGAAACAAAAGUAAAAUACGGGCUCAGAACAAAUGCAGGUCACUUCACUUUCACUUGAUUUUAACGUUAAAAUGUGCUGCUGUGGUCACAGUGGCUGUUGAAGUCACGAAGGCUUGUCUUCUCUACUGCAGAAGACCUCCCUAGGGAGAAGUUAUAUGUCUUGUGUAGUCAGUCCCCUGCCACUGAAUGAGAGUUGACGAGAUAUUUCCCAUGAAUAACCAGUGUGAAACUGCGGGUAGUGGGCUACAACUCAUCCAGUCCCAUCAUCCCGAGGCAAGGAAGUUAACCCUUCAGUGUCCACCCUUGCCAAACUAGACUGGAAUUUCUGGGCUGGAUUGUAGCACCACCAAUGGCAGUUAUGUCCCUUUUAUGUCCCUCCUAUUGACCAAUCAGAUUCCACCUCUCAUAUCACUUGCAUUUGCUUCAAACAACAUGGAGGCGCCUAGUCAAGACAAUCUGAUUGAUUAUCAAAAUCUAUGUUGUAAUAUAACAGAUCUUACUUCACAAGUGCAUCAGAUCACAUGAGCUCCUUGAUUAAAGACAUGAAAGUAUUUGGGAAAAUAUCUGUUGACGCCGAGCUAGCGGUACAUAUGCUCUGAAAAUCCAGCCAUCAAUCGAAAUCUGAAAGGAAGUUUAUGAACCGGAUGUUGAUUUCAUUACACAAUUUUGAUUGGACUAAGCAUAGACUCAUUAUUCCUUCCAAAAUAUAACUCAUAAUUCCAGCCUAGUUUGGCAAGGGUGGAAACUGGACUUUUAAAGUUUACUCCCUUGCCUUGGGAAGAUGAUCCAAUCCUGGUCUCUACAUCUCAGAUAAUAUGACACCUUGUGUGCCCAAACUUCGGGGCAAGUCAGUAAUGGCUGACAGAUUGUCCAGGACUCACUUGCCCUGGGUCGGUUUGACACAGCAAUGGUAGCGCUAUGACUAUCAUAAGUGUUAACUAGGGGUGUUAUGAAAACAUGGGACUUUUCAUUAAUAACAACUUGUUUAUAGUUUGUGACAUUUCAGGGCUACUUCUUGUCUCUUCAUCAGACUACUGAGUAAACAUUUGUGAGUUAAAAUACAUGCUGAUCUGUUUACGAGGCAGGACUAAUGUACAAGAAUAACACUACAAUGAGACAACCAAUGGGAUUGAGAGACUCAAUUUAACAGCAGUGGGAAACAGAGUGAUUGGGCUGAGUGGGAUACAGGGUAACAAUAUGUAACAAUAUGUAACAAUAUGUAACAGUAUGAAACAAUAUGUAACAACUUAAUAAUCAAGGUGUAUUUGAGGGUUGAUAGUGUUCAGCACAGUUGAGUUAUAUGUUGGGUACCAUUAAGUGAGUGAGUUAACAUUUAACGUCGCAUCAGCAUUAUUUCAGCCACAUAGAGAUGAGAACAAGAUGAUAUAUACACAAGUGAGUCAUGAAUACAGAGUUAUAUUAAUAACAAAAAGUUUCAAAUAUAUUUGGGCAUAACUAUAUUACUUUUACAGUUUAAAACACGGGCUAGGGGCCGCCAGUAACCAAAGCUUGGCCACCUUUUUGGGGUUCAUGGUGCAUCAGCUUCCUGCACGAUACCCCAGCAGGAUUUACUUCAUCACUUUAGCUACUGAUGGUGGUGCUCAAUACUAGCCAAUAUUAAAAAAAUACUGAGCAGUGAGUUGGCUGAAAACAAUGGUUGAUGAUAGUUACAGUGAUUAUGAUAGGAAUUACGUGUCACACAGGGGACAAUUAUUUUUCGAUACUUUAACCUCCUGGACAGAGUCUUCAAUAAUGUCAGUUGAUAAUAGCAUCACACCAAAUUUAAAAACAAGCAAUUAAUUAUUCACGUACAUAUUUCAAAUUUGUGAUGCAGAAAGUAGCUUAAGAUGAGAUGCCCGCUUAACCAAGAAAAGACAUCUUUCAGAUUUAGGUACCAGUAAGUAGAUGCACUGGUCCAAGUUAAUAUCUGGCUUAAUUGUUUGGAUGUUUAUUAUGUCUUGGAGUAUUGUUAGUAUGACAGUCAUAGUGCUAACAUCACUUUGUGACAUAGGCCCCAGAAAGUCACUCAGAAUGAGUUGUCACCUACAGACACCUGCAAGUGUACUGCCAGGCUAUUGGUCGUUCAUUAGGACAGUCUCCACACAUGUUCCUGUUUCUCAGAGAGAUUAGUGUGGUGGUGAUUAUACAUCAAGUCCAAGUACUUGCACUCACUGGUUUUGAAUUGUUUUUGUAUGGUUUUUGUUUCAUGUAAUUUUAGUCCCACCAAGACGAUCUUUAAUUUGUGUGCAAUAAUCUAUUACUGAUCAUCCUCAUUCUAGAAUCGAAGCACCAUCUUCAGAAUGAAUGUUAAUGUUUCAUUUUGUUACUUUUUGAUCUUCAGAAAUAAUGCAGUAUUUCAAGCAUGUGUCAAGUUUAGUUCUUGUCACAUUUCUUCUAUCUUAAUGAUAUCUGUCUGGAACAGACUUGUACUAAUUGUCUCCUUUGCAGUUACUGCCAUAUGCGUAAACUCACCUCUGUGUCAACUCACCUCUGUGUCCAUAUGCAACACAUAUGUACUUUUUUUAGUUGUCCCACUAGGGCUGGACUUUUCACUUGUCAUCAUGUGAUAUUUAACCAAUAGAUACAUGACAUACCAAAACUUACCAUGAUGAGCAGUUGUAUGAUCCUGCCCGACUACUCACGGGUAAAUUUACUACCUGGGUACCCACCCCCCUAUUACCUGACCCUACCCGGGUACCCGCUGUAGGUCUCAAGAGAUAGGUCCAAAUGUCGGAUUGGGAAUAGUUUGACCGUAGCCUUGGCAAAAUG